AUGUCAAACUGCGAUUUGGAUCUCCGGAGUCGGAGCCGUUCUCUCGGUUUGAAACGGAUUUUAAGCCCGUUCCAUUCAGCGGCUGUUGCGUUAGCAGAUGUGUUCUACGUUGUGGUGCAAACCAACUCAUGUGUAUCACUGACUGCUGGAGUUCACACAGUCGUCCAACCUGUUUUACUGAGCUGCAUUUCUGUCCGACUGCGCUUCCGCCAUGUUGAGCUGAUUCAAGUUGUAAGUGACUGCUGGGACCGAAGUGACAAGCCUCAGAAACUGGACCAGAUAGAGUAAAGGGGGCUGUUACCGCGCCGGUGACGCAGGAAAAACACACAGAAACAGAGGAAAACGUAGGAUCGAGGUCUUUCCAGUUGCAGGUUUGUGUCCUGCAAAGCUGUCGCUGUUAUAGGACACGUUUAUGUAAUAGACGACGACACCACCAUCGCUGAAGGCUGGACGUAGCCCAUGAAUAGGGGGGAAGUCAUAUCAAAUUCCUGGUUAUGCAAUGGUCUCAGCAACACAUCCAGAUCUCCAGGUGCUUGUGUCCCUCUCUUGUGUGUUCGGACUCUCUUCCCUCUGCUCUACAGCUGAGGUGGCUGUGAUUUCCCUCCUGGCCAGCGCUCCCUAAGAGGCCAAGAUUGCCAAGAUCUGCCCCGUGGCGAGCAUGACGGCCACCACGCGUGGCUCUCCAGUGGGGGGCAAUGAUAGUCAGGGCCAAGGCCAGGCACCUGAUGCUCAAAGCCAGCCCCCACUGCCACAGAACCAGACAUCGUCUCCUAACUCAUCUAAUGAGAACUCCCCAGUGAGCCCACCAGAUGAGCAGGCUCAGGUGGAUAGGCCCCCUCAGCUGGAGGAGGAAGAGCCUGCUUUCCCUCACACUGACCUAGCCAAGCUCGAUGACAUGAUCAACAGGCCUCGUUGGGUUGUUCCAGUUUUGCCAAAAGGAGAAUUAGAAGUUCUCUUGGAAGCUGCUAUAGACCUGAGUAAAAAAGGGCUGGACGUGAAGUGUGAGGCCUGUCAGCGGUUUUUCAGGGAUGGUCUGACCAUUUCCUUCACGAAGAUCCUGACAGACGAGGCAGUCAGUGGCUGGAAGUUUGAGAUCCAUAGAUGUAUCAUUAAUAACACACACCGUUUGGUGGAGCUGUGUGUGGCAAAGCUCUCUCAGGACUGGUUCCCUUUAUUGGAGCUGUUAGCCAUGGCCACCAACCCCCACUGCAAGUUCCACAUAUACAAUGGCACACGGCCCUCGGAGACCGUCCCUGCUGGAGCACAGCUGCCUGAUGAUGAGCUCUUUGCCCGACCACCAGACCCACGAUCUCCUAAGGGUUGGUUGGUGGACUUAAUAAACAAAUUUGGCAAUUUAAACGGGUUUCAAAUAUUGCACGAUCGCUUCAUGAGUGGCCAAGCACUGAACGUCCAGAUCAUCGCUGCACUUAUCAAACCUUUUGGCCAGUGUUACGAGUUCCUCACAUUGCACACAGUAAAGAAGUACUUCCUUCCAGUCAUCGAGAUGGUUCCCCAGUUUCUAGAGAAUCUCACGGAUGAGGAGCUAAAAAAAGAGGCCAAGAACGAAGCCAAAAACGACGCACUGUCCAUGAUAAUCAAGUCUCUAAAGAAUCUGGCCUCUCGUGUACCAGGGCAGGAGGAGACCGUGAAGAAUUUAGAGAUUUUUAGAUUAAAAAUGAUUCUUAGGUUAUUGCAAAUUUCUUCUUUUAAUGGCAAAAUGAAUGCACUAAAUGAAGUUAACAAAGUGAUCUCCAGCGUGUCCUACUACACUCAUCGUCAUAACCCCGAGGAAGAGGAAUGGCUGACUGCUGAGCGGAUGGCGGAAUGGAUCCAGCAAAACCACAUACUGUCUAUCGUGCUAAGAGACAGUUUGCACCAGCCGCAGUAUGUCGAAAAACUGGAGAAGAUUCUUCGCUUUGUUAUUAAGGAGAAAGCUCUUACCAUGCAGGACUUGGACAACAUCUGGGCAGCACAGGCUGGUAAGCAUGAGGCCAUUGUAAAGAAUGUCCACGACCUUCUGGCUAAGCUAGCAUGGGACUUCUCGCCUGAGCAGCUCGAUCAUCUUUUUGACUGUUUUAAGGCGAGCUGGACCAACGCCAGCAAGAAGCAGCGUGAAAAGCUGCUGGAACUUAUCCGGCGCUUAGCAGAGGACGACAAAGACGGGGUGAUGGCCCACAAGGUCCUCAACCUACUGUGGAACCUGGCGCACAGCGAUGACGUUCCUGUAGACAUUAUGGACCAGGCGCUCAACGCUCACAUCAAAAUAUUAGACUACAGCUGCUCACAGGACAGAGACACGCAGAAGAUUCAGUGGAUAGAUCGCUUUAUAGAGGAGCUGCGAACCAAUGACAAAUGGGUGAUCCCUGCCUUGAAGCAAAUCAGAGAAAUCUGCAGCCUCUUCGGUGAAGCUCCUCAAAAUCUUAGAAAGAAAAGGCCAAUUUACAUUCAAACGAACUUAGUCGGUCAAACCCAGAGAAGUCCACACGUGUUUUACCGGCACGACCUGAUCAACCAGCUGCAGCAUAACCACGCUCUGGUCACCCUCGUGGCCGAGAACCUCUCGGCUUACAUGGAGACUAUGAGGCAGUUAUCCAAAGAAGAACAAGCGGAGUUUGAUCCUCAGACGGUCAGACCAGGAAGUCGCUACAGUCAUGUCCAAGAAGUACAGGAACGACUCAACUUCUUGAGGUUUCUACUAAAAGAUGGCCAGCUGUGGCUGUGUGCCCCUCAAGCCAAGCAGAUCUGGAAGUGUCUGGCAGAGAAUGCUGUGUUUCUCUGCGACCGCGAGGCCUGCUUCAAAUGGUACUCCAAACUUAUGGGUGACGAACCAGACCUGGAUCCAGACAUCAAUAAGGACUUCUUUGAGAAUAACGUUCUACAGUUGGAUCCAUCUCUGCUGACGGAAAAUGGCAUGAAGUGCUUUGAGAGGUUCUUCAAGGCUGUCAACUGCAGGGAGGGGAAGCUGGUAGCAAAGCGCAGGGCUUACAUGAUGGAUGAUUUGGAACUAAUAGGCCUGGACUAUCUAUGGAGGGUGGUAAUUCAAGGAAGUGAUGACAUUGCUAACCGAGCCAUAGACCUGCUGAAAGAGAUUUACACCAACCUUGGUCCCAAACUACAAGUCAAUCAGGUUGAGAUUCACGAGGAUUUCAUCCAGUCCUGCUUCGACCGUCUGAAGGCAUCUUAUGACACCCUUUGUGUUUUGGACGGAGACAAAGACAGCAUUAACUGUGCCAGGCAGGAAGCCAUCCGCAUGGUACGCGUUUUGACUGUCCUGAAGGAGUACAUCAAUGAGUGUGACAGCGACUACCACGAGGAGAGGACUAUACUGCCCAUGUCCAGAGCUUUCAGAGGAAAGCACAUAACGCUGAUCGUACGUUUCCCAAACCAAGGUCGCCAAGUAGACGAUUUAGAUAUCUGGUCGCACACCAACGACACGAUUGGCUCGGUGAGGCGUGCCAUUCUAAACAGAAUAAAGGCUAAUGCUGCACAUACAAAGAUCGAGUUGUUUAUCGGCGGUGAGGUCGUGGAUCCAGCUGAUGACAGGAAGUUGAUCGGGCAGCUCAGUUUGAAGGACAAAACGUUGAUCACAGCCAAGCUGACCCAGGUGAGUGCCAACAUGCCCUCAAGUCCAGAUAGCUCAUCCGACUCGUCUACUGGCUCUCCUGGUAACCAUGGAAACCACUACAGUGACGGGCCCAACCCUGAGGUGGAAAGCUGUCUGCCCGGUGUGAUUAUGUCGCUGCAUCUGCGAUACAUCUCCUUCCUGUGGCAGAUCGCUGAUCUGGGUUGUAGCCUCAGCAUGCCUCAACUAAGAGAUGGAGCUCGUGUUCUCAUGAAGCUCAUGCCUCCUGAUAACACCACAGUAGAGAAUUUGAGAGCUGUGUGUUUGGACCAUGCCAAGCUGGGAGAGAACAGCCUGAGUCCUUCGUUGGACUCCUGCUUCUUUGGCCCCUCCCCCUCACAAGUGCUCUACCUCAUAGAGGUUGUGUAUGCUUUGCUGAUGCCAGCCAGUGCCACUCUUGGUGAAGAUGCUAGUGACUUCCAAUAUAACUUCCUAAAGAGCGGCGGUCUGCCCUUGGUGCUCAGCAUGCUCACCAGAAACAACUUCCUCCCAUCAGCAGACAUGGAAACCCGGAGAGGAGCGUACCUCAAUGCACUAAAGAUUGCAAAGCUCCUGCUGACCGCCGUCGGUUUUGGACAUGUGAAGGCGGUGGCUGAGGCCUGCCAGCCCAACGCCGAUGGAAAUAUUCCCGUCUCUCCGAUCAAUCAGGCCACGCAUGACCAAGCGCUGGUUCUUCAGAGUGCCCUGCAAAGCAUCCCUAACCCGGCCUCAGAGUGUAUGUUGCGUAAUGUAGCCAUUCGCCUGGCCCAGCAGAUCUCUGAUGAGAAUUUUUUCCAGGCGUCAAAGUACAUCCCAGACAUUUGUGUAAUCCGAGCAAUACAGAAAAUUGUGUGGGCAUCAGGCUGUGGUACAGUGCAGCUCGUCUUUAGCUCCAAUGAGGAAAUCAGCAGGAUAUAUGAGAAGACAAAUGCUGCCAAGGAACCAGAUGGGGAGGACGAGCAGGUGUGCUGCGAGGCCUUGGAAGUCAUGACCCUGUGCUUUGCCCUCAUGCCCACGGCUCUCGACACACUGAGCAAAGAGAAGGCUUGGCAGACUUUUAUCAUAGACCUCUUGCUACACUGCCACAGCAAGUCCGUGCGACAAAUGGCUCAGGAGCAGUUUUUCCUCAUGGCCACGAGAUGCUGCAUGGGCCACCGACCCCUCCUCUUCUUCAUCACCCUCCUAUUCACUGUGUUGGGGAGCACAGCCAAAGAGAGAGCCAAACAUGCAGGGGACUACUUCACCUUGCUCAGACAUCUGCUAAACUAUGCCUAUAACAGCAACAUCAACCUGCCAAACGCCGAGGUGCUGCUUAACAAUGAGAUCGACUGGCUCAAGAGAAUACGGGAUGAGGUGAAGAGGACGGGAGAGACUGGCGUGGAGGAGACGAUCCUGGAGGGUCACCUUGGAGUCACCAAAGAGCUCCUUGCUUUCCAAACACCAGAGAAGAAGUACUACAUUGGCAGCGAGAAGGGAGGAGCCAACCUUAUAAAGGAGCUGAUUGAUGACUUCAUAUUCCCAGCAUCAAAUGUUUACCUGCAGUACAUGAAGACUGGAGAGUUCCCCACGGAGCAGGCCAUCCCGGUGUGCAGCACUCCUGCCUCCAUCAAUGCUGGCUUUGAGCUCCUGGUGGCGCUGGCCGUUGGCUGCAUGCGUAACCUGAAACAAAUCGUUGACACCCUGACUGACAUGUACUACUCAGGUGGCGAGACGCUGACCGAGUGGGAGUACUUGCCUCCAGUUGGGCCCCGGCCCAAUAAAGGUUUUGUAGGUCUAAAGAACGCCGGUGCCACUUGUUACAUGAACUCUGUCAUUCAGCAGCUGUACAUGAUCCCUCCCAUUCGCAACGGCAUUCUGGCUAUUGAGGGAACGGGCACGGAUGUGGACGAUGACAUGUCGGGGGACGAGAAGCAGGAGAACGAGAGUAACGUAGAUCCUCGUGAUGAGGUCUUCAGCUACCAUCACCAGUUUGAUGACAAACCCUCCAGUAAGUCAGAGGACAGGAAGGAGUACAACAUCGGAGUGCUUCGUCACUUGCAGGUCAUCUUCGGUCAUCUCGCUGCUUCCAGGCUGCAGUACUACGUCCCAAGAGGGUUCUGGAAACAGUUCAGAUUGUGGGGUGAGCCAGUCAAUCUGAGGGAACAGCACGAUGCUCUGGAGUUUUUCAACUCUUUGGUGGACAGUUUGGAUGAAGCUCUGAAAGCUCUGGGUCACCCCGCCAUGCUCAGCAAGGUGCUGGGGGGCUCUUUCGCUGACCAGAAAAUCUGUCAAGGGUGCCCUCACAGGUAUGAGUGUGAGGAAUCGUUUACAACACUUAAUGUGGACAUCAGAAACCACCAAAACCUGUUGGACUCCAUGGAGCAGUAUGUCAAAGGAGAUCUGCUGGAAGGAGCAAAUGCCUACCACUGUGAGAAGUGUAAUAAAAAGGUGGAUACUGUAAAGCGCCUGUUGAUCAAGAAGCUUCCACCUGUCCUCGCCAUCCAGUUGAAGCGCUUUGACUACGACUGGGAGCGGGAAUGUGCCAUCAAGUUCAAUGACUACUUUGAGUUCCCCAGGGAGCUGGAUAUGGAGCCCUACACAGUAGCGGGUGUGGCGAAACUAGAGGGGGACGACGUGAACCCGGAGAACCAGGUUAUACAGCAGAACGAGCCGUCUGAGUCCACACCGCCGGGCAGCUCCAAAUACCGUCUGGUGGGAGUGCUGGUCCACUCAGGCCAGGCCAGCGGCGGACACUACUAUUCCUAUAUAAUCCAGAGGAACGGGGGGGACGGGGAGAAGAACCGCUGGUAUAAAUUUGAUGACGGGGACGUCACGGAAUGCAAGAUGGACGACGAGGAGGAGAUGAAGAACCAGUGCUUCGGUGGGGAGUAUAUGGGCGAAGUGUUUGACCAUAUGAUGAAAAGGAUGUCGUAUCGGAGGCAAAAGCGCUGGUGGAACGCGUACAUCCUGUUUUACGAGCGAAUGGACUCGUUGGACAAGGACAGCGAGCUUGUGAAAUACAUCUCGGACCUGACCAUCUCUUCCACCAAGCCGCAUCAGGUCAAGAUGCCCACGGUCAUAGAGUGCAGCGUCCGCAAGCAGAACGUCCAGUUCAUGCACAACCGAAUGCAAUACAGCCUGGAAUAUUUCCAGUUCAUAAAGAAACUUCUGACCUGUAACAGUGUCUAUUUAAACCCUCCUCCAGGGCAGGACCAUCUGCUGCCAGAGGCAGAGGAGAUUGCUAUGAUCAGCGCUCAGCUGGCUGCUAGGUUCCUCUUCAGCACAGGUUUUCACACCAAGAAAGUAGUACGGGGUCCUGCCAGUGACUGGUAUGACGCCCUCUGCAUCCUGCUGAGACACAGUAAGAAUGUACGUUACUGGUUUGCACACAACGUCCUGUUUGCGUACCCUAACCGCUUCUCCGAGUAUUUGCUCGAGUGCCCCAGCGCUGAGGUCCGCGGAGCCUUUUCCAAGCUCAUCGUCUUCAUCGCUCACUUCUCCCUGCAAGAUGGCCCCUGCCCCUCCCCCACCGCCUCACCUGGACCGUCUGCUCAGGGCUGUGAUAAUCUCAGUUUAAGUGACCACUUGUUGAGAGCCGUUCUAAACCUGCUUAGAAGAGAGGUUUCUGAACAUGGCCGACAUCUACAGCAGUACUUCAACCUCUUUGUCAUGUAUGCCAAUCUGGGGCUGGCAGAGAAGUCUCAGCUGCUGAAGCUCAAUGUUCCUGCCACUUUCAUGUUGGUCGCUCUAGACGAGGGUCCUGGUCCUCCCAUUAAAUACCAGUAUGCAGAACUGGGCAAGCUCUACACUGUGGUCUCCCAACUGGUCCGCUGCUGUGAGGUCUCUUCACGCAUGCAGUCCUCCAUCAACGGUAACCCUCCCCUUCCAAACCCGUACGGGGAUCCCAACCUGACAGCUCCGGUGAUGUCUGUGCAACAGCUAGUGGCAGAGAUCCUGUUUGUGAGGACGAGCUACGUAAAGAAGAUCAUCGAAGACUGUAGCAACUCGGAGGAGACCGUGAAGCUCCUUAGAUUCUGCUGCUGGGAGAACCCUCAGUUCUCCUCUACUGUGCUCAGUGAACUCCUUUGGCAGGUGGCAUAUUCUUACACGUAUGAGCUGAGGCCUUACCUGGACUUGCUGCUACAGAUCCUCCUCAUUGAAGACUCCUGGCAGACGCACAGGAUCCACAAUGUACUGAAGGGCAUCCCUGAUGACAGAGACGGGCUGUUUGACACCAUCCAGCGCUCCAAAAACCACUACCAGAAGAGGGCCUACCAGUGCAUCAAGUGCAUGGUGGCCCUCUUUAGCAACUGUUCUGUGGCUUACCAGAUCCUACAGAGUAAUGGUGACCUGAAAAGAAAGUGGACAUGGGCGGUGGAAUGGUUGGGGGAUGAGUUGGAGAGAAGGCCGUACACGGGGAACCCCCAGUACACCUACAACAACUGGUCCCCCCCAGUUCAGAGCAACGAAACCUCCAACGGGUAUUUCCUGGAGCGUUCACAUAGUGCACGUAUGACACUUGCCAAAGCCUGUGAACUCUGUCCUGAAGAGCUCAAGUGUACACAGGAAAGCCCAGGGAAGGAGCCGGAUGAGCAGGAAGCACCUGAUGAUCAAGACUCCUCCCCUCCUGAAGAAACCUCUCUGUACCCACAUUCUCCUGGAAGCACCCAGUUUCAGCAGAACAACCACCCCCAUGGGCAGCCUUACACUGGGCCUGCUGCUCAGCACAUGAACAACCCCCAGCGCCCCGGCCCAGCCUCUGCUCCGACUCCCGGCCCGGCCCAGACCCCCGCCUCAGGCCCCAGCACCACCCCUGGUUCAGGCCCGCGACCACAAGAGCACUGGGAGGGCACCGAGGAAGUGGCCCCCGUCCCCGCCUCCACCCCAGCACCUGCCCCCCCGAAGGAGUAACCCUCCCUCCCCCACCUCUCUGACGUGCCUCAAGCCUCCAUCGUCCGGCUCUCUUUCCUCUCAUCCUUCGAUCAACAGAGCUCCUCGUCGGGCGUCUCUUUCUCUGUGUCUCUCUCUGGCCCCAGGGCAGGGCAAAGCCAGGCCUCCCACCCCACACCUCCUAGCAACAUCCUCUCCCAGUCAGACAGCCUGUGGGGGCACUCUUCCCUGGCCUGGAGCUUGCCUGGCGGUGUGACAGGGAGCCCGUCGGCUGCAGAGGCGAGAGACUGGACAAGAGUUGUAAUUAAACAAACAUACCCAGAGCUGACGAUGGCGAUGCGCUUGUCUACACGACAAAAAGAUGUACAUAGUAUGUUAAUGUUUUGACUGUUCAGCUCCCCCCAGUAGCAUAACUCUGUGGUUUGCUGUUGGGAGACGUUGCAGAUGUUAUGAAAAACAAAACGGAUAUUAUUAAUAAGAAAAAAUCCCCGAAAAGCUGUAAGGAGACGGCAGUUCCUCUUUGUUUUAUCACCCAUGUUCGGCAGUAAAGUUUAUUCCACCAUCGGACGGUCUCUGCUCAUCCAGCUGUAGAAGGACUUGUUGUGAUUAUCAUAAUUACAUUAUUAUCCUUAAGCUCCUUGGCAACCUUACGACCCCAUGCCAAAUCGACUCACAAGCUGUGGUUGGUUUUAGUGUGAAAAAAAAACAGCAAAAAGAAAAAAAAACGGAAUGGUUGGGUUGGACUUUAAAUGGUGUUCGGUUGAUGUGAAAAAGCAGUGAUGCAACAUUGUUCUGAAACUCAUUGCCUUUCUUUCUUUUUUCUUUCUUUUUCUUUCGUUCUGAUGAUUCAUUCAAUCCUUUUUGAAGCUCUAGUUAAUGUGCUGUAACAUUUAGCAUGGCUUCUCACCAGAAUAGUGUAGCCCAAGGGAAGACUUGUCGUCAUAACAACCGGAAGCUGUUCUUAAUCCCCAUCUCCAGAGGGUUAUUUUCUGUUUUUGUUUUUUUCUUUUCUACUCAUGUACCCUAUAUACAAUAAGGGCGAUCUUUUGAACCAAUGUAUAAGUGGCUUUUCAAUUGCACAUUUAUAAUCCUCCAACUCCACAUUUGGCAGUUUUAUUUUGGCGGGUAAACGGCUUAUCUAUAGGAAUUCAGAAAACUGAACACAUAUGCAACAGGAUUGCACUGGGCUAUCUGGUGUAUUAUAGACUGUGUGGUUUGCUUCUGUCUCUUCCGUAGAGUCUUCGCUGUAGACAGACUUGUCCCCCCCCCACCAUCAGCUUCCUCUGUGACGCGUCGUCGGGCAGGUUGGCUGCAGUUUGGGACCCCCCACCCCAUCCCACUCCACACAGAGAAGCUCCACAGCAGGGUUUUUUCCGGAAGAAUAGCGGCUGGUUAGUUACUUUGCAACUUGAGCUAACUUGUAAUUCUGUAGGAGUAAAAGGUAAACCUCGGUAAAUACUGUAUUUAAUUGGUAACUUGAAUGCGUAUAUUUUUUUUCUUUUUCUUUUUGAACAUUUUUUUCUUUUUUUUUUCUUUUGUCUAAAACAUACCAAAUACUCCUGCAAAUGAAAAUAUUCUGCCCAUCGUAUUUAAAUAUUUUGCUCUUAUUUUAUAGAAUUUAUUUUGUUGUAUUUCACUAAAAAAAUAGAAUUUGAUUUAAGAGGAACAUUUUUUGUCCUUGUGUUAUUUUUAAAGAAAAUAUUGACUGUACAGAGUUCUGCGCCCUGUUUUUUGCCGACUUUUGUUUUGGCCAUGGUGUGACGUUGAAUUCUGGAGCUACAGUCGCGAUGUGGACUUUCACUUUGUGAGGUUUUUUUGUGCACAGAAAUAUAACAAAAAAAGCAUUGCGCCCUUAGCAAAUAAAGAACAUGGAAUCUUG
Oryzias melastigma (Indian medaka) is the source of this 10349-nucleotide messenger RNA. It is a transcript of the gene usp9, whose product is annotated as ubiquitin specific peptidase 9. NCBI's taxonomy places the organism in Eukaryota, Metazoa, Chordata, Actinopteri, Beloniformes, Adrianichthyidae. The record is from RefSeq and is a predicted model, not a curated record. Gene Ontology annotation, molecular function: cysteine-type endopeptidase activity; cysteine-type deubiquitinase activity. Gene Ontology annotation, cellular component: cytosol; nucleus. Gene Ontology annotation, biological process: protein deubiquitination; cell migration. The transcript has 48 exons. The coding region runs from base 659 to 8491 and encodes 2610 amino acids.